AUGUCCCCCAUGAUCAGAGCUGAGUUCCUCCUUGGCUUGGCCCCAUACUGCAAGAUGGACACAAAUACCCCUGAAACACAGUGGGAGAGGUCGUCCAUAGGGGUGAGAAAGAUGAUGGUGCCCUGGACACCAGACUGUGGCAUGGCAGGGAGACGCUUCAGCCUGCUCAGGCUGUUCCGGAGGAAGAAGGAGGAGGAAAGCCCUGGAGCUGCUCCAGCACAGCAGCCUGAAGAGGUGCAGCAGGUGCAGCCCCCGCAGGAGGGCCAGGAGCGGACAGAAGAGCAGCUCCGUGCCCGUGGCCGCUUCCGCAGGGCAGCACAGACAUUUAUGAAAUUCAUGGGCAGUCGGCGUAGAAAGUCCAGGGUCACACCAGCUGAUGUCCAGGCCCAGCCUGACACCAUCCCGACCCAGCUGACAAAGCCUGAUGUCAGCACCGCGUCGACUGCUGUCCCAGCACAGUGUGACACCACAACCAGUGAUCACACAACCCACUGGGACACCACGUCAAUCGAUGAUGUGUCACACUGUGACUCUGUGCUGCCUGGUCUCACGGAGGAGGCCGACGCCAGAACGACGGAGGGCGUGGCGAGCACUGAGGCCGCGCCUGUUCAGCGCCUGGUCGAUACCCCCAGCCUGGACUUUCUUGAGGAGAGAGCUGUCUCUGCUGAAGUAGCCAUAACACCAGAUGGAGACAUGCAGCAGAGACCCCCCACGGUGCCCAAGCUGGCCUGGGUGAAGGAGGAGGAGAAGGAGGAAAGCCCUAGGGCUGCUCCAGCACAGCAGCCUGAAGAGGUGCAGCAGGUGCAGCCCCCGCAGGAGGAUGCAGGCCAGGAGCGGACAGAAGAGCAGCUCCGUGCCCGUGGCCGCUUCCGCAGGGCAGCACAGCUGGUUUGCAGAUUCAUCAGGUGCAUUUGGCACGAAGAGGCCACUUUCAUGGCCCAUGGGGACACGGCAAACUUGGACCUCUUCAAUGCCCAGACCAGCGCUGCCCUGUUGGAUUUGCUUGUGGAGAACGGUGUCUACAAAGCAAACCUUUGA
Molecule: messenger RNA, 1038 nt
Organism: Manacus vitellinus (golden-collared manakin)
Lineage: Eukaryota; Metazoa; Chordata; Aves; Passeriformes; Pipridae
Exons: 8
Coding region: 1-1038 (345 amino acids)
Source: RefSeq, a predicted model, not a curated record